UCAAUAAAUAUCAAUUGAAGAAUCUUUAGGAUAGAUACAAAACAAAACUAUUCUAAAACACAAAAUAAACUUAUUUAAAAAAAUGCUCCCCAAAUCGCUAUCAUGUGUUAUUUUAUUACGUAUUAUAUGUACACGAAGGUCCUUAUGUAACGUAGACACAUAGGUAUGCCGAUUUUAUAAAAAAACAUAAAAAAAAACCUAGAAUUGACAAAAACUCGCAAAUACAACCAACGUCCACAACACGCCCUUAGUAACACUUCAUCAGUCAACCCUACUAAGGGGUGUCAGCCCCUCGCAUCCUUCCCCUAUCUCCCUCGCACCAUCUCCCUCCCCGUCUACCCGUCUCUCUCUAAAACCCGACGGAAUAACGAAAGCCGGAAAAUCGAUUUCCCGACAUUUCCACUGUUAUCCCCGCGUGCGAGACAUCCACAUGUUUUUUAAAUAAAAACAAGUGCUUGAGAUCAUUUCGGAAGUAAAAACAGUGAAAAGUGUGUGUUAAUUUUGGAUUGAUAUAACAAGUGGUACUUAAUAUAGGAGCACUGGUUGCGGUAGGCAUGCCGGUCCCGGCGUGAGAUGGACGGCAUUCAGAUGGAGCCCGUCGGCAAGUACAAGCCGGACCGCAACGGCUCAGCCAAGGCAGCUGCCUGGCGAAACAUGGUGGAUCAAGACUUAGACGAUGUUGCGUUUCUGGCCGACACAGACAAAGCGCGCGAGGCACGUGAGCUUCGCGAGGCACCCGUCGCGGUCUGUUCACAGCGACGCGCGCUCUGCCUCGCGGCCGUGGUGCUAGGGGCUAUGUUCGCGAGCGCUCUGAUUGUUGUAUACGCGAGCCCUCAACCUGAUUGCCCUUGCCUGGGUGAAAACCCUCUGAUUCCUGGAUCACCCACGGUAGGCUCCGAUGCCAACGCCGCUGCUGCUAAUAAAGACCGCAUAGCGACAAACGGCGCCAUCUUCCCGUGGCGUGGCGCCCGCCUGCCGACGUUCCUGAUCCCGAAGCACUACAGCCUGUGGCUGCACCCCAACCUGACGACUGGCGAACUGAGAGGCGAAGUAUCAAUCGACUUCAAGGUGGACCGUGACACCACAUUCGUGGUCCUGAACGUGAGGGACAUGAACGUCACAGAGCGAGCGCUGUUCAAGAGUGGGGGCUCUUUGGGGCCCAAGGUCGCUAAAGUUUUGGAUUACCCGCCUGCUGAACAGACGUAUAUUGAGUUCAAGGAGAAACUCCGCCGAAAGUUCAACUACACGCUGAGCCUCCGCUUCAUCACGAAGCUGGAGAGGAACGACAAACAGCGCGGGUUCUUCUUGGCUGGCAACAACAGGCAUCGCUGUGCCGUGUCACGAUUCUGGUUGACGCAUGCGCGCUCCGCGUUCCCCUGCCUCGAUGAACCCCAUCUACGAGCCACCUUCCGACUCACCAUCGUCAGAGACAGAUUCCACGUAUCCUUGACGAACAUGCCAAUCGUGGCGACAGAAGAAGCUGGAUUCUAUUUAGGUCAUCGACUGCUCCAAGACGAGUUCGCGCAGUCCCCCCCGAUGCCCCCGCACAUGAUGUCGGUGGCGGUGUGCCGCCUGCAGCGCCGCGCGCAGCCGCCGCUCCCCACCGACGCGCCCGAACCCACCCCCUCUACUGACGUAGCUACGUCUAGUACGGAGACACCUGAUGAGGAGGAUUUCGUGAUGCCUCCACCGGAAAUUAGUCUCUACAGUGAUCAGCAAGUCAUCUUGGAUGAGGCUGGACCUUUACUAGAAUGGGUACAGAAAACCAUCCAACAGUAUGCCUACGAGCUAAACACGUCCUACCCCCUCCCCAAGCUUGACGUGGUUGUGGUGGAAGGGGGAGGGCUGUACUCCGAGGGGUGGGGGCUCAUCACACUGUCUCCGAGCACCCUUACUGACACGAAGACCAUAGCGCGUCUGUUGGCACAACAGUGGUUCGGCGGUUUGGUGUCGCCUCGCUGGUGGAGCGCGCAGUGGCUGAUGGAGGCGCUGACAUCCGUGCUCGGACAGAAGGCUCCACCCUUUGAAGGUGGCGCUGAACGGCAGCAAGAUUCUUUACUGCUGGAUCAUGUGCUCCCGGCUUUAAGGUUGGACUCGAGCACGUCUGUCCGCGCGGUAGCGUCCCCGCGGCUCGAGCGCGCCGACAUCGAGUCCGCUGCUGAUGAGCUGUCAUUGCACAAAGGAGCGGCGAUAGUGAGCAUGGCGAUCGAGGCCGCAGGCGAGGCCGCGGGCCGCGCCGCGCUGGCGAGGCUGCUGCGGGACCAUCGCAGCGCCAGCGCUGAUGCUAGAGACCUGUGGCGCGCGCUGCAGCGGCCGGGCGCGGGCGGCGCGCCGCCGCACGCCUGGGACGGCUGGUGCGAGAAGGCCGGCUACCCGCUGCUGGCCGCUCUCAACACGCCCCAGGGCGAUGUGCUGCUGAAGCAGGAACGUUUCGUGAUGACUGCGGAUCCGCCAGACCCUGAACCUCCUAUGAUCAACUCUCUUCUGACUCUGGACUUGCGGGCUGAUCUUGAAGAACUCUUCUAUGAACCAGAGAACUUGACGGACACGAUGGAAGACGAGAACGCCACCAGCACCACGCCCGCGCCCACCACGCGGCGCCCCGCGCCCCGCACCACCAAGCCCCCGCCGGCGCCCAAGUGGGUCAUCCCCGUCACCUUCUCCGUGGGACCCCUCGAACCGGGCAUAGAGAAUGACACGAAGAUCUUCAAGAAUAUCACUGAUAGUGUGUUGCAGAAUGGGACUUGGUACGACGUGGGCAACGAAACGAGGAUAACCCACGGCUCGCGCUGGGCGGAGAACGUCACACAUUUAAUAUGGAUGAAUGAGACUGAAAUGUUGGUACCCGACUUGGGUAGGCACAAGUGGGUCCGGUACAAUGUCGGGGCGCGAGGCCUGUAUCGAGUCGCGCCGCAGAACCCAUCCGCUGGAGAGACGGCAGAGGCGGCAGCCGCGCGUGCGUCCGCGCUGUACCUGGGCGGGGCGCCGGCGGAGCGCGCGCUGCUGCUGGACGACGCCUUCGUGCUGAGCCGCGCGCGCCGCCUGCCCGCCUCGCGCGCCGUCGCGGCUGCAGCCCGCCUGAAUAAGGAGACGCACUGGGCACCCUGGCGCGUGGUUCUCAACCACUUCUCGUGGUGGAAAGAGCUACUUCGUCUGACUUCGUCAGGCCCGCCUCUAGCCAAAAUGUUGGUCACUCUACACCCUGAUACUGUGACCAUAUACACCAGUCAAGAAAUGGAGACGCUGAAUGAGGAUCAGUUAUGGCUAAGCGGCGCGCUGCUUACAGCCGGUGUGGAGUGGGAAAACGAGAAGGUCACAAAACAGGCGGUACGUCUGUUUGAUUCCUGGCGCAACACCAACAAGACCAUACCGGAGAUAUAUCAGGAGGCGGCCUUCACAGCGGGCGUGCGAACUUAUGGUCUCAUGGGCUGGCAGACCUGCUGGAAGGCAUUAACGGCAUCUUACGCGGCCCCGCGUCCUCUGUAUAGCCACCGAGCGCUGCUGGCGGCGUUGGCGUCGCCCAAGGACGACUGGCUGUUCUACAGAUUCGCAUUCACCGCGCUGUCACCAGAGGCGCAGCGGGGCCGCGAGUGGAAGCAAUGGGUCACAGCGCUCUGCGCAGCCGCUUGCAGAUGGCGCGGCGCAGCAAGCACCUGGCGCGUCCUGCGCGCGGCGCCCGCGCCGCCGCCGCCCGCGCUGCUGGCCGCCGCGCGCUGCCUGCACCAGCCGCACGACUACUACCGGUUUAAAGAGUUAUUCGGCGAGCUGAGGGGAGCCGUGGCCGCAUUGGACACCAUCGCUUUGAACGCAGCAUGGGUAGCGGAGGCCGACUCGGACCUCCAGCGGUACUUCACUGCAGUCAAACCGUAGAUACACUCACAGCUCACUUCACUUCGAUAUUCAGUUUAAAGAACUACUUGGGGAGCUAAGGGGAACUGUGGGCGUGUAAGGUGCGUUGGACAUCCUUACUUUGAACAAAAUUUGAAAUAGAGGUGUAUCAUCGAAGUAAACUUUGUAGCAACGUAAAUUUACUGCCAUCUCUUGACACAUAAUUAAAACUUUUAGAACGCCAUUUAACUUUGAACCUUAUUACAAACCUCACCGGUAAUUGUAUGCGAUUUGCGUUAAAUUGUGGCGUUUUAGGGAUAAAUUGUAAAAAUAGCAACUGUGAGAUGUUGUUGUUGAUAAACUCACUACAGCUCGCCAAUUUCGUAAUAAGUCCCCUGUGUCAAUUUGUCUAUAUGUCGCAGGGAAAUGAUGAAAACAGAGAUUUGGCCAAAUCUCUGUUUUUAUCUGAUUAACAUUUCACAGCGACAUAUACAUGUCAUUUUGUCCGUAUUUCCCCUACUAUUCUUGAACGCCCCAGAAUUCGUUGCUCCUUUAAGCGCCUACUAUAUUCACCCUUCCCGAUUUCGCGCCCGAAAUCAGUCACGAUUUCGGGCCUGACAAUCGUUUUACGUUUCACGCAAUAUCAGCACAUCGUUAACAAUAUUUGCAGUGUAAAAAAUACUUUGUCUCUAAUUGCCAAAAAUGUUCAAUGUUUGAUAUUUUUGCAUAUGAACCAUUUUUUUACAUUUCAAAUAUUGUAAACGAUGUGGAUAUUUGGUAAAACGGAAAAAUAUUAUUUUUCGGGCCGCAAUCGGAUCUUAUAUCAGUAGGGCUAUGAUGGUCGGCUUUUUAUCAUUUGUCACCAUGCCUGUCACGUUCUAACAAGUUUGCAAGCGUGAAAGUGACGGGCAUAGUGACAAGUGAUAAAAAUGGAACCAAGCUGCCACCGCAGGCCUGAUAAAGUGUGGAUAUAAUUGGCACUUUAGCCAGUAACUAUCUUAUAUCGCAUACGAUUUGUCGGGAGGUCUGUAAAGGCCUGUAGACUACUAAACAAAUGAUAACCGACUCAACGUAUUUAAUUCAAAUUAAAAAAAGUAUCAGAACUCCCUUUAUUUAGUCGUAACGCGAUAAGCGAGAAUAACAAAUUUACAAUUUCACUAAGUAUAAAUACCUACCUAUAUGUCUAAUAUUUACGUCGAGUAUCACAUGUGGUUGGUAAAGAAGUUACAGACCAAGCUAAGUUGACAGCGAUUUUGAUAGCCCACCCUGUGCAAGUGUUAAGUAAACGUAAUGAUUUCAUAGAAGUCUGACAUUUUUUUUUUUUUUUUUUAUUAUUUAUUAACACAAAAAUUUAUACAUACAUUCUCAAGAUAAUUCCAGCGAACAAAGCCUCAUAGGGCUUAACUGCCGCUGUAAUCGCUCUUACACUCUAUAAUAUUAUAAGUAGGUUUAUUAUUUACAUUUUAAAACCAUAGAGUGUUUCAUAUUACGAAGUCGGCAAUCCUGAUUCUUAUUCUAAGGUGUUAGGAUCUCGGUUCCGCUUAUACCCGCCUUCGUGAAAUGAGAUAUUCUUAUAAGUGUGACAUACAUUUAAUUAUCUUACCUAAGAUAUGCGGCUUUCAAUAUUUGUUUACAUUUAUGUGGGUUGUUACUAAUGUUAUUAUAUGUUACUUCGGAUAAUUCGUUGAGGAUAUGUGGUAGCAAAUAUUCCCAUCGUCGUUUUCCAUAUGCAUUGGCACACUUUGGUAGGACGAAUCGAGGCAAGUAGGUAUGUAUUUAAAAUAACAUUUGCACAGUCUGGGCUGUCAAAACCGCUGUCAACUCAUCUGAGUCUGAUUCUAUGCCUUGAUUUAAUAUAUAAUAGUUAAAGGUAAAAGCUAUACUCUGUAUCUUUAGGUAUUUAAAUAAAAGUAAACAAACAAUUUGUACAUUUUCGGGUAGUUAUAACAUUUAUUGGUUAACCAACCAAAUACAAAAAUGCCUGGAUCUGUCACUGAUCACGUAAUGUGUUCAUCUACCCUCAACUGGCUAGUAAA
Cydia pomonella (codling moth) is the source of this 5864-nucleotide messenger RNA. RefSeq lists its product as uncharacterized. Gene Ontology annotation, biological process: proteolysis; peptide catabolic process. The record is from RefSeq and is a predicted model, not a curated record. Gene Ontology annotation, molecular function: metalloaminopeptidase activity; peptide binding; zinc ion binding. Gene Ontology annotation, cellular component: cytoplasm. NCBI's taxonomy places the organism in Eukaryota, Metazoa, Arthropoda, Insecta, Lepidoptera, Tortricidae. The transcript is spliced from 27 exons. Bases 574 to 3870 code for a protein of 1098 amino acids.